AUGUCAGUUUUUGAACAACAGAAAAUAGACAUGGAUACAGACAUCCACUAUGAAAAUGUAGACGGAAAGUAUACCUGCUUUGAAGGUACUCAAGUGUUAGACACUGUGAUGAUUAUAACCUCAAUUUUACAAGAGAGGACAGAGGAUGUUGGAUUUUGUCAUCUUACCUCAGCAAGUAAUUAUACUAAAGAUAGUAUUGAAAAUGUCUUGUCAAACUACUUGAAAAUCAUAUUUGAUGACCGUGAGGUUAGCAACACAGAGCAUAGCGGUGUCAAGUUAGCAGUCUAUCUGCAAUCGUUCUGGUGCUCAAGCCGUUUUGUACUUAUCGUUAUCGGCUUCUGUGGAUUGGUGAAUCUAUACGCCUUGCGAGUAACCAUGAGUGUUGCAAUAGUGUGUAUGACGGGAUCUGAGACGAGCAAUACCAGCAGUUUUGCCGAUGGAAAUGUUUCAGAAAGUUAUAUGCCAGAGAUUGUCACAUACGAAUUUUAUUUACAAUACGAGUCCAGGUACAGGUAUCAAACCCAUGAAUGGUUUGAUUGGGACAAAGAGACUCAAGGACUUAUACUUGGUUCCUUUUAUCUUGGAUAUGCGCUAACACUAUUACCAAGCGGUUGGCUUUCGGGAAGAUAUGGCGGAAAACAUUUGUUUGGCUGGAGCAUGUUUGUUUGUGCUGUUGCAACAUUAUUCACACCAUUAGCUGCGAGGACAAGUGUGGUUGUGCUUAUAGUUAUACGUGUUUUGACUGGACUAUGUCAGAUAAAAACCAGCAGCAAAAUCUGCCCUAUAUACAAAGACAACAUGACAAAGCAUUUACUCACUAACACAAUGGCACAACAGGCAGAUGAACAAGAACAUAAAGGGAAUCAGAUUGGUUUGAUGGUAGCAUUUCCUGUCAGUGGUGUCCUAUGUGUCGAUGGUUUCGAUGGUGGUUGGCCUAACAUAUUCUAUGUAUUUGGUUCUCUUGGUGUAGUAUGGUUCUUGGCUUGGAUGUAUCUCGUGUAUGACUCGCCAGGAUUACAUCCCAGGAUCUUUGUGAAGGAAAGGGAAUAUAUUGUAGAACAACUUAAAUCUGAUAUAGAUAUAAGUAAACAGGCGGGAUUUCUUGCUUCUCUACCGUAUCUUGGCUUCUGGGUCAUUUCUAACGUGUCUGCUCAUCUUGCCGACUUCCUUCGAAAACGAGGUUACAUUUCAACUACAACAGCAAGGAAAGUCUUUAACAGCAUAGGUGGGAAAAAACGUAACAUCUUACCGGCAAUAGUUAUUGCUAUCUUGGGAAAUGUUGCCAACGACCCGGGUAUUGCAGUUGCCAUGUUGACUCUGGGCAUGACUAUGUCUGGUUGCCAGUACGGCAGUGGUUUUAAAACAAAAGAGCAGUGGAAGACAGUAUUCUAUAUUACGGCUGCAAUCUACACAUUUGGCGCAAUAUUUUACAUCAUAUUUGCGUCGGGUGAAUUACAGGAUUGGGCUCGUGAUGAGGAUGAUGACCAAGAAAUUAAUGUAAGCGAUAAAAGUGCAACUCUGGAAGAAAAAAAAAUGAUGACGAAAAAGUAACGCACAUGUAGAACUUAGUAUGCAUGCACAAUACAUUAAAAGUACAAUGUACAAACAAAUUUGCCGAUUUACAGAUAUUUUCAAAUGGAAUGGGUUGGACCGAUGAAAAGGGUUGCUAAAUGUGAAAAAGUAAACGUUACUCAGUGCAUGGGGGAAAUGUUUUGUUAGUAUUUACGUCACUAUGGCAAUAUUUAGGUUAUAUAGCGGCAUUUCAGCUUUUUGUUGGUGGACGAAGAUCCCAGUUGCCUCUAAGAAAUGUUUUAGGCAUGGACGGCCCCCCUGGAAAAACCACAGACCUUUCGUGAGCUUGCUGGAGGACUUCCUCGCAUGAAGAAUUCUACACCCCAAACGAGGAUUCGACGGGCAAGUGAUUCUAAGUCUGCUACCUUAACUACUCUGCCUCGAAGGUUCCCAAUUGUACGGAGAAAAGAAAGUCUUAUCUGUUCAAAUAUGGAAUAAAAUUUAGUGCAGUAUUGUUUCUUAACUGUCGAGAAAAUAGCAAAAUAAGUAAUGAAAUAUUAUUUUCAUACUAAAGGGAACAUUAUAUAAACUAAGUAAUA
Molecule: messenger RNA, 2111 nt
Organism: Mercenaria mercenaria
Lineage: Eukaryota; Metazoa; Mollusca; Bivalvia; Venerida; Veneridae
Product: sialin-like
Exons: 11
Coding region: 1-1551 (516 amino acids)
Biological process (GO): monoatomic anion transport; transmembrane transport
Molecular function (GO): transmembrane transporter activity
Source: RefSeq, a predicted model, not a curated record